AAUUCCCACCACCGCUAGACUGAAAACAAGUAAGGGUAAGGGUACCUGUACUGUAGAGACUACUAUCGUAGCUGUUCUAACCCAUCGUACCGGAAGAUCCUCCUCAAUCAUUCGUGAUUGCUUCUCGGGCAUUCGGACCUUCUUCCCGCCUCGCGAAUCAUCCUUGCCCCCAUCUCCAGAGCCUCUUGAUCCUGGUCAAGCCGUUAACAAAUACCGGUCCUAAAGCCUACCGCCGCCUUAUCUCUAUUUUCCCCCAUUUCGUCUGCUUUCGCUCUCUCCUUUUCUCUCUUCCUUUCCCCUACUUUACUUUACUGUUAUAUACUGGUAUUCCCGACGCGGACAUAUUUCUCUUACAUCGCCAUCCUAGAAACUAUGGGGCGCGACACGAAUGCACGCAAGUCGCUCGGAACUUUCCAUAUGAAGAUCAAAGAGUCACGAGUUCUUAUGGUUGGCGCCGGCGGGAUCGGCUGUGAACUUUUGAAGAAUCUGGUGUUGACGGGAUUCGGAGAGAUUCACAUUGUCGACAUGGACACCAUUGACCUGAGCAAUCUCAACCGCCAGUUCUUGUUCGGGAUGCAGCAUAUCAAAAAAUCCAAGGCUAUGGUGGCGAAGGAGACUGCCGGAAAAUUCAACCCCAAUGUCAAGCUCGAGGCUCACCACGCCAACAUCAAGGAUCCCGAAUUCAACGUCAAGUGGUUCGGGGGCUUCAAUGUGGUAUUCAAUGCUCUAGACAAUCUCGAAGCGCGGAGACACGUCAAUAAGAUGUGCCUGUCAGCGGAUGUCCCUUUGAUCGAGAGCGGUACUACCGGGUUUGAUGGGCAGGUUCAGGUUAUCAAGCGGGGAAAAACUGAAUGCUACGACUGCACGCACAAAGCAACUCCCAAGAGCUUCCCGGUGUGUACUAUCCGGAGCACACCUAGCCAGCCUAUUCAUUGCAUUGUUUGGGCUAAGAGUUAUCUUCUUGUUGAAAUUUUUGGAACCUCAGAAGAGAGUUCGCCCGACCUAGACCCAACUGAGGAUUCUGAGAAUUCCCGCGAAAUCGCAAAUCUAAAACGGGAAGCGGAAGAACUAAAGAAUAUCCGCGAAAAGAUGGACUCUCCCGAUUUCGCCGCUACCGUAUUUAAUAAAGUUUUUAGAGAUGACAUCAACCGCCUUCGGUCAAUGGAUGAGAUGUGGAAGUCCCGGAAGCCGCCAGAGGCUCUUGACCAUCAAAUGGUCUCAGAUGAAGCCAAGGGUAUUGAUGCCAAGGUUUCUGAGAAUGACCAGAAAAUUUGGUCACUAGUGGAAAAUUACAUCAUGUUCGAAGACAGUUUGCGUCGAUUAGCGGAACGUGUACUGGAUAUGAAGAGGGAUCAGGUUGGAGAUGAAGCUGCUCCAAUCAUAACAUUUGAUAAAGAUGACGAGGAUACCUUGGAUUUUGUUGCGGCGAGUGCAAACCUGAGAAGUUUGGUCUUUGGAAUUAAUGUGAAGUCGAAGUUUGAUAUCAAGCAGAUGGCUGGAAAUAUUAUCCCCGCUAUUGCAACUACAAAUGCGAUUACUGCUGGUCUUUGCGUUCUGCAAGCGUUCAAGGUUCUUCGUGAUGACUUUACCUCGGCGCGAACUAUUUUCCUCUCUCGUUUGGCGGACCGAGCUUUCUGCACGGAAAAACCCAGUCCCCCUAACCCCACGUGCGGAGUAUGCAGCGUAGCCCGGACUGCCAUUGAGGCAGACAUUGAACGAGCUACUCUUGGGGAUCUUUUGGACAAUGUAUUGAGAGAUGGCUUAAGAUAUGGAGGAGAAAUUACCGUCAUGACUUCCCAACUGUUGUACGAUUGUGAUUUUGACGAUAAUAUCGACAGAACUUUAAAGGGAUUAGGAUUCAGUGAAGAAACAUUUGUCACCGUUGUGGACGAUGAGGAUGAUCCAAGAAUCAACCUGGAAGUUUUGGUUACCAACACUCAGCUUCCUGAAGACUCCACCCCAAUUACCAUCCCCGCUUACUUCGAAAUCCCGAAAAAGUCAUCAGCCAAGCUCGAAACCCCAGAGCCAUCGUCACUAAACGGAAACAGUGCGAACGGGAGCGCAACCAAGCGUUCAAUUGAGGAGGUUAUCGGCUCUGACGAGUUAGACCAAUCCAACGGCCCCGAUACCAAGAAACUUAGGAGAGACAUUGUCGUCGAAGAUAGAGUCCCUGCUUCUGCCAAGAAACUUGGUAAAAUGCCAGCUACAGAGAUGGACGACAUUGUCGUCAUUGAUGACGAUGGAACCAUCACUAUUGAUUGA
Tuber melanosporum (Perigord truffle) is the source of this 2262-nucleotide messenger RNA. RefSeq lists its product as uncharacterized. The coding region runs from base 445 to 2262 and encodes 605 amino acids. The transcript is spliced from 9 exons. Gene Ontology annotation, molecular function: SUMO activating enzyme activity. The record is from RefSeq and is a predicted model, not a curated record. NCBI's taxonomy places the organism in Eukaryota, Fungi, Ascomycota, Pezizomycetes, Pezizales, Tuberaceae. Gene Ontology annotation, cellular component: cytoplasm; SUMO activating enzyme complex. Gene Ontology annotation, biological process: protein sumoylation.